GAUCUUGCUUGCUUGUCACUGAUUUUCUUAAUUCAUUUUUUUUUCUAGGCGCCAAUUUUUGUUGUGUCCAUAGCCUGGUUGGUCGGUGUGUAUGUGCUGUGUUGCUGGUGAUUCCGAAUCAUAAAUUGAGCCAUCCUCUCGUCGAUUGUUGUUGAUCCAGUUUCAAAUCUCUCAGUCUAAUCAGAAGACUCUUAUACUAAGCAUUUAAUCUUCUUAUAAUCCUUGUCCUGCUUUAUAGACUACUUUGGUUCACUGCUUCUAUUAUAUCUGUCCUGGUUUUCCCUUACAUCCAGCAUCUACAGACCUUUCCAUAUUGCACCGGCAGCACCAUGCAUACCGCUGCUCUCUUCCUUGCCCUCGCCCUCUCUGCCCAUGCGGUUCCUGUCCUCCACGCUCGUGGAAAUGACACCGUCGAGCGUAGAGAGGAAGGCCCCUACAAAGUCGUGAAUGUUGCGGGUCCUACUACCCCCGUCGUCGAGACCAUCACUGCGACUAACCCUCCGGCACCGCCUACCACUAUCACCGUCACUGAGUACCCCUCGUCCACACCAGCUUCUGUGCCUGGCGCUUCUCCCUCACCCUGGAAUGCCGGGCCUACCGUGGAUGGUGCUCCUUUGAAUCGCCGCGAAACCAACAGCAGCGCAAGUGCUUUUCGCCGACGUGGAAUCCUUGACGAUGCUACCAACAGCACCCUGAGCCGACGUGCGAGGUUCGAGGAUGACGCCACUACCAACAAGACAGAGAGCCGCCGGGAAAUUCUCGACCAUGCUACAAACAGCACUCUGAGCCGGCGUAAAAUGUUCUCGGAUGAUGCCACCAACAGCACCGAAAACCAUGCGAUCGCCACUCGCAGCAACGACACCAUCCCGGCUCAGAGCCAGCCUAAGGUGGAUGUUAUUGCUCGGGGUUUGCUGUCGGAAGCGCGCAACGAGACUGAGCACAGACUGCAGGCUCGCAGCAACAUCACUUCCGAAGUUGUUGCCCGGAGCAAUGAUACCAUUGCUAAGGCCAUGGCCCGCCGGUCACUUUACGAGGGGCUUGAGUCCGACAACAGUACCGCUAGGGUUGUUGCACGUAGCAACGAUACCGUUUCCAAGCUGGUAACCCGCGAGAUUGGAGACGCGGAGUCUGCGUUGAACUCCAGCAAGGUCCUCGAUCACAAGGUUCGGGGCUUGAAUGAGACAGCUUUGCAGGCGCGGGCGUUCAAUGACACCCCCUCUGACACCGCCGUUAUGUCUUCCAGGCCUCACGCUAGGGGCCUGAACCACACAGAUUCUCAGGCGUAGAGUCAUCUUCAGGUGCCAAGGUGACGCUUAAUCAGGUCCUGCCAUAUCGUUCUGCAGGUUGAAAAACCGUCGCCAACGACUAGUAUGAAAACAUUUCAUGAAUUUUGAUGGAUAAUGAACAUGCGUUUCUUUCACGAAUUUCGGUUUUUGCAUCGUCACGAUAUGUCAUGACUGCCAUGGUUGGUGAUUAUGGUCAUGAUAGCAUGCAUCUAUGGGGGCGUUUGUUAUUCCUUUUUCCUUCCUUCCUUUGCUUUUUUCCUUAUGGUUCUCAGAUGGUUUCAUGCUCUCUUGUGGGAAAGGCUAUUGUUGGUUUUAUGUAGGGGAGCGAUUGCUUUCAUUCGAUUUCGGGUACGUACUAGGUCUAGAUUGUGGUCGGGUUUUACAGUUAUAGGAUAGAUUGCAUGAAAAGAUGGAAUGAAUGGAUGAAUAUUCGAAGAA
Messenger RNA from Aspergillus welwitschiae, 1724 nucleotides. RefSeq lists its product as uncharacterized. NCBI's taxonomy places the organism in Eukaryota, Fungi, Ascomycota, Eurotiomycetes, Eurotiales, Aspergillaceae. The coding region runs from base 330 to 1286 and encodes 318 amino acids. The record is from RefSeq and is a predicted model, not a curated record. The transcript has a single exon.